AUGUUUAACAGGACGCAUAUAAAGAUAGACGAGAAUUUAGGCUCGCUAAUUCUGGAAAGUUUCAAAAUUGUGGACCAAAAUGGUGAUGGCAUGAUUGAUCGUGCACAGUUUAAAUUGUUAUGGAGGUCAUUGGGUCAAGUUAUAUCGGAUAAGAAUCUUAACACUCUUGCGGAAGAAUCAUUCAAAAAAUUGGAAAACGAGCAAGAAAUGGAUAUCUCCACAUUUAUCGAAAUCUUUUCACUAAAAUAUAUACAUCCUCCUAGUACUAAAUCAAUUUACGAUGCAUUCAAUAUACUCGGUAUAAAUACAGUCAACGAUUUGAGGAAAAUUUUAUCAAAAGGGGAUGACAAGCUUAGCGAUGAACAAAUUAAUCGCUUCAUGGAAAUAGGGAAUUUGAGAGACAGCAACGCUUACUUGGACUACAACGACCUAGUGAACUUGUUCACGAACAAAAACCCAGACAAGUCGCUCAAAGUAUACUUUUAA
Molecule: messenger RNA, 486 nt
Organism: Babesia microti strain RI
Lineage: Eukaryota; Apicomplexa; Aconoidasida; Piroplasmida; Babesiidae
Exons: 5
Coding region: 1-486 (161 amino acids)
Cellular component (GO): cytoplasm
Molecular function (GO): calcium ion binding
Source: RefSeq, a predicted model, not a curated record